AUGAUAUUCUCAAACUUAAUACUCUUGUGCUGGAGCGCCUCGAUCGUCACAUCACUGCCAGUACAUCAAACAAUCUCUCUCAUCAACAGAGAUACAAUCUCAACAGAGGGAUUUAUUGGAGACAACUUCAAGGAAACCAAAUCUACCUGGUGGUAUGCCACCAUCGACCACACCACGCCGGCCACCCGCGACUAUGUCCCGCAUCUAUCAGGACUUACAGAUCCUGUAUACGACUACCCAGUGCACUUUUCCAUCAGAGCCGGCGACUCGGUCGGCUUCACAUACGCGAUAACUGCUCAAGGACCCAAAGGUCAACGAGAUGAUAUGUGGCUUGCUGGUCAACCACGGACCAUCUUCCUUGCUGGAGGGACAUACGUCCUCGGCGCGACCGUGACUCUCUUGACAGACACCGUCAUCAUCGGCGACGUUACAGAUCCACCAAUUAUUCAAGCUGCGCCCGGCUUUCAGGGUGAGUUUCUGAUCGUUGGCGGCGCUCCGGGCUAUGUCACCGCCGGAAAUGGAGGUGAAUUACAUUUCUCGGUCAUGUUGAAGAAUGUGAUUUUGGACACAACCUUGAACGCCGCAAGGGAAAAUUUCGUUGCCUUGAGCUGGCGGGUAGCACAAAACACCGCUCUCGUGAAUGUCGAGAUCCGCAUGCCACCGGCUGUGCAUACGGGCAUCUGGAUGGGUCAAGGCUCGGCUCUCUCCGUCGCUGACACCAAAUUUGUCAACGGCAGCAUCGGUAUUCAUUAUGCUGGGCUCCAACAAGCGACUUUGAAGAACAUGCGUUUUGAAGACUGCGUUACUGGAAUUCAAAUCGACAACGGAUUCACCAUCAACAUCUUCGCCCCAACAUUCACCAAUAUCGCCAACCCGAUUGUGCUCAAUGCUGGGAACCCAUGGGUCUCGGUCAUUGACGCCAUCUCCAUGGCCUCGGGCCCUUUCUUCCGCAGCAACGUCGCCUCCCCUAACUUCAUGAUUGAGAAUGUUCAGAAGGACACCAGUGACACACCGAUGGUGAUUAUCGGGUCUACGACUAGACUAGAGGGAACCUCCUUUGUCGAGACCUACGUCGUCGGUAACACGUAUGGAGCCAACCCAAUUUACCAGUCCGAUCCACAACCUCGAAACACUCUGCGACCAGUACUUUUAGCACCGACUGGAAGGUACCCUGUCAUCACAGCUCCACAAUAUGUGGACUUCACUGUAGAUGAUACCAUCAACUUGAAAGACACCACACAGAAUGGCGGCAAAUCACUGUUCGGUGACGGUUGGCACGACGACAGUGAUGCUCUGCAAUGUGCUCUCGACACCGCUGCCGCAGCGGACAAGAUCGCAUACCUCCCCUACGGAAUCUAUCGCGUCCAAAAGACCAUCACGAUUCCCGACGGGACUCGCCUGGUUGGCAACGCUUGGUCCACCAUUUCCGGCUACGGCCCCUACUUCUCUGAUGAGAGCAAUCCCCGCCCUAUCGUUCAAGUAGGUGCACCGGACUCCACCGGUCAUGCUGUGAUUCAAGACAUCCGUUUCACCGUCGGCCAGGCCCUUCCCGGCGCCAUCGUUCUCCAAAUCAACAUGGCCGGCGCCCAACCUGGCGACGUCGCCGUCUUCAACAGCCUCAUCACCAUCGGCGGCACACGCGAUACCGAAAUGAGCUGUUCCUCCGAAGCGACCUGUCGCGGCGCCUACAUCGGCCUCCACCUCUCGCCCUCAUCCUCGGCCUACAUUGAGAACUUUUGGUCCUGGCUCGCCGAUCACCAAGCCGACAACGCCUGGGGCAGUAAGACCCGUGUCGCCGCCAAACACGGCAUCCUCGUCGAGGCCACCAAGGGAACUUGGCUCGUCGGCAUCGCGAGCGAACACUUCUGGCUCACCAACCUCUUCUUUCACAACGCCGAAAACGUCUUCACCUCCCUCUUCCAGUCCGAAACCAACUACAACCAGGGCGCGACGGCUCCCGUGAGAACUCCCUCGCCGUUUACCCCAACAUCAAUCGAUCCGGAUUUCUCCUGCCCCUCAACAACCCCAACCCUCAAAAACCCCAACUGCGGCAUGACCAUCGCGCAAUACAUCGACGGCGGCUCCAACCUCUUUUCCUACGGCUCCGCCAGCUGGAACUUCUACGCGGGCUCCCAGGAGACGCUGAAUCUCAUCAGCGAGAACGUCCCCACGAACACGCAUCUGUAUGGUUUAUGUGAUCAUCUCGCGACGUGGAUUAUGGGGUUUGUCGGGGAUGGAAAGAGAGUGGGCCAGGGCAAGGUCGAUGGGUUCGCGGGCAGUUGGGGCACGCUUGUUGCCGAGAUGAGUUUUCAGUGA
This is a messenger RNA of Dissoconium aciculare CBS 342.82, 2316 nucleotides long. RefSeq names its product glycoside hydrolase family 55 protein. Bases 1 to 2316 code for a protein of 771 amino acids. Lineage: Eukaryota; Fungi; Ascomycota; Dothideomycetes; Mycosphaerellales; Dissoconiaceae. The transcript has 2 exons. Gene Ontology annotation, molecular function: polygalacturonase activity. The record is from RefSeq and is a predicted model, not a curated record.